ACACCAGGGUCUCAGUAGGACUUUUCCACCCCGUUAACGUGUCUAACACAAGACUUUUUAAAGCUGAGGGUACUCAAGGUGUCCUCCAAACGAUGGCCAAAAUCGUGACACCCCUAAAGCUGUCAAUGCCAGAAACAUCAGCAGGGGCUUGAUCAAUGUAACACUCCAGUACAGUCUGUAACUCUGCCCCUGGGAGAGGGAUCCUUCCAGCUGGAAAACCAAGGGAUUUGGGCAGCAUGAACUCAUAAUUUGGUAAAUGCUCCUCAGAACGACACAGCUCAGUGCAGGGAAAGGUGUAUUUUUUUUUUUAAUAUCUUGCACUUCCCAGAAUUUUGGCCACUCCAUGUGUGCUCUGUGACUGAACUUUGUGUUGUCAAGAGUGCUGCUCUGUCAGCUUUGUGUGUCUCCAGCUGGAUUCCAAACCAGCUGUGAUUGCAAAGGUUUGGAUGCUUGGCUGUGACAGAGGCUGAUGAGCUUUGAGCUACAGCGAGGUGGUACUUCCUAAAGGGAAGCAGCCUAAUGAAAUAAUAGCAGUUAAAUUCUGGGAUGCAACCUGCAUGGAUUUUUUUAGGAGGAGGGGUAAAAAAAAAAAGCCUUUGCCACUCUGAAAUUGCGUUGCUAAUCUGAUUUCCACGUGGCUGCCUCCCCUUGCAUCAGUUUGGUGCAGUGCUGAUCCGGGUUCCCAAAGUGCUGGAGAUAAAUGCAGCGUGGGAAUAAUCACUCAACUUCAUCUUCCUGCUCUCUCUUAGCACGUAUCCCUGGCAUUGACAGCUCUGCAGAUCCUCCUGUCUGCACGACACAUGCGUGUGCAUCAUCCCCGGGGAUGAGGAGCCGUAGCCUCAGCCUUGGAGACACGGAAUGUUGCUGGCAAACGUGGAUUCCAGGCGGUUCUGAGGCAGAGCUGAUCCCCUAUGGAUCAGCUGGCACGCCAUGGGAAGAGUCUGGAAGCACAGCCUUGAGUUUCUUCGAGUGCCGAGCAAUUAAUUUGGGCAAGCAGGGAGUUGUACGUGCGCGCUCACUGCUAUGGACAGUGCUAUCACCCUGUGGCAGUUCCUCCUCCAGCUCCUCCAGGAGCCUCAGAACAAGAACAUCAUCUGUUGGACCUCCAACGACGGGGAGUUCAAGCUGCUGCAGGCAGAGGAGGUGGCCAGGCUGUGGGGGAUCCGCAAGAACAAGCCCAGCAUGAACUAUGAUAAACUCAGCCGAGCGCUCAGAUACUACUACGUGAAGAAUAUCAUUAAGAAAGUGAACGGUAAGAAGUUUGUGUACAAGUUUGUCUCGUAUCCGGAGAUUUUAAAUAUGGACCCGCUUGUCGUGGGCCGGAUAGAAGGAGACCCUGAACUGACUGGCUUUGGAGAGGUCAACAGCGCUCCAAAGGACGUGGAAAACUGUGGGAAGGAGAAGUCCCAGUCGUGUGCGAAGUCCUCGAGCCGCAACGACUACAUCCACUCAGGCCUGUACUCCUCCUUCACCCUCAACUCCCUCAACAGCUCCAGCGUCAAACUCUUCAGGUCCAUCAAGAUCGAGAACCCGGCGGAGAAGCUGACGGAGAAGAAGCCUCAGGAGCCGACCCCCUCCGUCAUCAAGUUUGUCACCAUGCCCUCCAAGAAGCCGCCCUCGGCCCCCCUGGUCUCCACCACCUCCGCGGUCUCCGCGGCUUCCGCCGCUCCCGCCGCGUCCUCCUCCCUUCCCAUGGGAUCCGAGGAGACCCUCCAGACCUUGGAGACGCUCGUCCUGCCCAAGUUAACUGUCCCCGAAGCUCCAGCACCUUUGCCAAACUUAACCAGCAGCUUCACCCCGACGCCCCCCAUCUCCUCGGUGUCUCCCACUCUCCAGGUCCCUUCCACGCCCCCGUCGCCGCCCCUGAGCUCCAACCCCGACCUGGACAUUGACACGGAUAUCGAGUCCGUGGCCUCCCAGCAGCUGGAGCAGGCCCAGAGCCUUCAGCACCAAUCCCCAGAGCCCAAAGAGCAGGAUUCAUCCGUGCUGGAGAAGGAAUUUGCCAAUCACCUCUCCAGAUCUAAGAAACCCAAAGGGCUGGAGUUGGCUCCUACUCUCGUCAUUACGGGCAGCGAUCCAAGUCCUCUGGGCAUUCUGAGUCCUUCUCUCCCGACUGCUUCUCUUACUCCAGCACUUUUCUCUCAGACUCCCAUCCUGCUGACUCCCAGCCCUUUGCUCUCCAGCAUCCACUUCUGGAGUACCCUGAGCCCGGUGGCUCCUCUCAGUCCUGCCAGGUUGCAAGGUGCUAACACCCUCUUUCAGUUUCCAUCAGUGCUGAACAGUCAUGGCCCAUUUACUCUGUCUGGACUGGAUGGACCCUCUACCCCUGGCCCGUUUUCCCCUGAUCUCCAGAAGACAUAGCACAUGGAACUCAUGGAAAGGACACGUUGGCAAGCAAGGGAAAGAUGGGACACUUCUAUUUAACCACGUUUUUUUAAAAAUGAGCAAUUUGUAAUUCCACACAGAGAUUCUCAACGAUCGUAGUUUUCGCCAUUCCCAAGUAAAAAUGCCUUUUUUUUUUUGCAAAAUUCCCCUUUUUUCUGAAGAACCCAGGUUGGGAAUGUAUAUGCAAAGGCCUUAAUAGGAGCUGCAGCUCCAGUUUUCUUCUCUUCCCUCCUUGGUUUGGAAGAUUUCACGUGGUCAAAAAGGGACUUUUGGUCGGUGUUGCAGCAACUGAGUCUGCACUGAUGGCAGUGAACAGUGUCAGGGAAGUCUUUUCUCUGUGACUUUUGGGGAAAAAACAAACAAAACCCUCUGUUCUUCUGCUUCCUGUGCUUGGCAAGAAGAUAUCUGAUCAGGAUGGAAGCUGGCAUUCCAGGAAAUGCUUGGGAAAGGGGUGUGUGCACUCCAGCUUUGCCUGGGGGGGCCACGGUGACUUCUGCAGCAACCAAAACAGCCUGGUCUGUUCUGCUGUAAAAACAUCUUGUCUUUUUUGCAGGGAGAAAUUUUCAAGGACUAUUAUUCAGUGCUUCAUAUCCUGAGAUAUUGGACAGUUUGGGAAUUGUGGUGGUGUUGUGUCCCACCAGCCCAACCCCUCGGAGAAGUGGUCUGGCUGGAUCCUGGAUGCUUCCCCUGCCCUCCCUUCCGUGGGGAGGUGAGGUCUGGAGAGAGAGAGAGAGAGAAAUCAGUGGUGGGAUGAGUUCCUUUCAGCCCUCAGAGAGCUUGAAUGCUGAAGUCCAAACAUUUCUUGUGCCAGAGACCUGUUCCAGAGCUUGUGAUCUCACUGCUGGAUGAGCAGGAUGGUGGAUUUUCCUUGGAAGUUUUGGGGGGGUGGGUGCCUGUGCUGAGGUUGCUGCCUGGUGCUGGAGUUCCACACCCAAACAGUGGUGAGAGCACAGAUGUCCCAGCAUUAACAUUACUGCUCUUUCCCACAGGUUUGGAAAAGUUUCCUGCUUUUCCACAAGUGGAGGAGCUCCUCUUCUACCAGCUCUUAGCUCAAGUUUUGCAUUAGAGCUGUUGGUUUUUUUUUUUUUGAGGAAGCACUGACCCAAACUCAGGCUCAGUGUGUCCACCUGGCUGUAAAUCUGCUCUUGCAUUGCUUUUCUUGGUGGUGUGGAUGGAGCAAGAAUGAGAGAUUUAAUUUCCAGAGCCAUUUGAGACGAAAUGAAAUUUGUACUUAGAUUAUUUUUUUUUUUUUUUACACCUCAGGAGGCCUUUUGAGAGAACUGAGGAGUGAAAGGAAGGGAGAUUUGUCCUCUCUCAGCCCCUCAGAGUCUGGAUGUCUUGGUCUGUGGGUGCUGGGCCCUGUGUCCUCCUUCCACUUGGGGCAUCUGAUGUCAGGCAGCAACUUCUGUUUUGCUACUGAGCGCGUUGAGAUGGGGAUGGAAGGGAAUCUUUUUCCAUAAAACACCCAGUAGAAAACAGGUGGGAACAUCUCUCUCCUUCAGCAUCCUCACUUGGCUGCCUGCAGAGUUUUCAGGAGCAGAAGAUUUCGCAGCAGGAGGAGCUGACAGUGUUUGCUGUACAUAUUGCACCCCUUUCAUGGAGAAGUUUGGUGAACUCAAAGCUUUCCAGAAGUUUUUUUUUUUCCCUUUUGCCACUUUUGCAGGCUUGGAAUUCACUUUCCAAGGGUGUGACAGCACCCGAGACUUCUCUUCCUUGGUGGUGUUACCUUCCUGUAUUCUGACAUUGAAACGUGUACAACCACUUUGUGUGUUCCUGGCGUGACACCUGGGACAGGUGGGUGGAACAGCUGAUUUUUUUGGGGGGGGGAAUGGGGGGCAUUGUUCAUCCAGAACACCUGCCCAGUGGGAAUGGGAGAAAAGAGUAUUCCUUCUUCAGGUGGAGAAGCUCAUGGAGUGACCUGUCUUCCUGUUGGGUUCUGUCAGAGGCAUAAAUGCUUCACAUUUUAGACAUCAGCAGAUGCAGGAUGAAGUUCCUGUGCCAGCAGCUCUUAAAAUGUGCAAUAUUGACCUUUUUUUUUUUUUUUUUAAUUAUUAUUAUUUUUUUAAUGCAGAAGCAAAGCUGCAGAUGAUAAUUGAGAGCAGGCAUCUGGAAUUUUCUGGUUUGCAUGGUGGCUUUUGAGUCUGCUCUAGAAAAAUAUAUAUAGCUAUGUAUAAAUAGCAGCACUUUUUUAUAAUGGUUGUUUUAGGUUGGCCAAUUUGACGCCCACCAAGUGUGUGGACUUUGAGAGCAACAUUGCAGACUAGGAUUAGAAUUUUAAAAGUACUUAAUGAGCACUAAAAAACCCUUGCAAUUUAAUUGCUUCCCUUUCCUUGUCCCCUAUGGAGAAAAGCCAAGUUUAUUUGUUUAAAAAGUUGUGUGUGUGCACACGUGCACUUAAUUCUCUGUGAACUUUUAUCACUUUGAGUGUGGGGUAUGCAAGAGAACCCAGCCUGGGUUCCUGCUCUUCUGCAAGAGAACCCAGCCUGGGUUCCUGCUCUUCUCCAAGAGAACCCAGCCUGGGUUCCUGCUCUUCUCCAAGAGAACCCAGCCUGGGUUCCUGCUCUUCUCCAGGAAGCUUCCUAAGAUUGCACUGCCAUAGCUGGGGGAGAGCCACGUUUCCCUUUGGGAAUCCCUUGUGCAGAGGAAGCUCAUGUGGAAAUGCAGCCUGGAUGGGAUGGUUUUUAUCUGGGAAUAUCCACUGAGGUGGUGGUUGCUUUUCCUUUCCAAGGGAAAUCAAAAUCCACGGAAGGGUUACAAUCUUAGGAGGCAGUUGGGAAAGCACAUGGGAAGGGCAGGGAAGGGGAGGGGAGAGGAGCAGCUUGCUGCCUUUUCUCCAUUCCAGCUUUCAGGUCACUUAAAGGGAAUAUUAUCUUGUAUAUAUGCUGCCUGAUUAAACACACAUUUACUGACAGGUAUGGAACUGCCAGCUUUUUUUUUUUGGAUCACAUUCCUGACGGAGCACAGCGUCCUGUGACUCCUUGGGGCUCAGUGAUGUGAUUGCUGGUUCUCUGCUAGGUCACUUCAGGAGCACUUUGCAGCUCCUUGCAACUUGUUUUUUAAUUCAGUGUAGGGCAGGUGGGGGUUGAUAGAGGUUCUCUUUUCCUGGCCACGGUGGCAGUUUGCACUGUGGUGGCUUAAAAAAGUGAUAAUGCAGCAUUACAGCAACCUUUCCUUAGCUGACAGUUGAUGCUGCUGGAGCAGCCACGGGAUUGUGGGAUGCUUGGGAAUAUUUGCAUCGGUUAAUUGGUAGCUGGUGGUAGAAUUGGACUGGACGAGCAUCUUGUCUUGCUUCUGGAAAUCUCUUUUCCGUGUCACUGCAGAGUUGGGGUUUUUUUUUAAAACAGCAGCUCAAGUCCAGAGCCUUGUUUCAGGACCUGAGCUGUUCAGCAGUGGUGGCUGAAUGCAAUUCCUAUGCACUGCCUCUGGCACAUUGGAGCUGUGUUUUGCAAUAGGUCAGCAGGUGAUACAAUUCCUCGAGUUGGAGAAUUCAGUGUUUUGACUUGGAGCAUCCUCAGACUUCAGCAUCCACGCAGUCUUUGGGGGGUGUUAGAACAGAGAGGCUUUGCCUGUUCAGUGGUUCAUUUGGGAUAAUUCCUCCCUCUGAUGCGUUUUCAGACCUCAGAUUUCUCACCAAUAGAUUCUUCUUGUGUUUAUAGUGUUCCUCCUAAGGACAGUGAAGGCUGCUUAGGUGCAAACCUCCCUUUUCCCAGCUUCCCACAACGCUGAGCUGCAGCAAGGUCAGGUUCCCUCGGGACUUCAGAGCUCUGCAGGCUGAGGUGGGGGGACAGAGCUGUCCUAGAGCAGUGAUGGCUUUCUCAGGUGAGAGUUUUGAUCCACUUCUGUAGCGUUUUUCCCAGUGCUGAGCUCAGAACCUGCAGUUCUGACACACUCUUGUCUCCCACGAUUUAUUCAUUUAGCUUUCAGUUACCUUCUGCUCCUGUUUUAUAGCAGUUUUGUAUGUACUCCUGUUUUAUGAUUUAACCUCUUCCAUUUUUAAGGCAUAUUUGUUUACAGUACAUCUCAGUGUUGUAUCAAGAGGCUCUCUUGGUAUUGUCAGCUCUGAAAAUCAACUACAACAGUAGUUACAGAACGUUGUCAAAGGGUGUGUUUUAAAACUCGAUGUUUUGAGUUUUUGGGUGUCCACAACAGUUUUGUUUCAUUUCUUCUUAAGUUUCUUAAGAAAUAGAAUGUGUAUCUGUAAGAGUAGAAAUAGGGGGAAAAAAAAAUAGACCUUCUGGCCUCUGAGGUCUUGGGGAUGGAUGGUUUAUUUUGUCUUAAAAAAAUCACAGAGCGCGGGGUUGCAAAGAGCCCCCCUAGGAUGUCACACUGGGCAGAUCAGUCCAAAAUCUGUGAGGAUUGCAGUCAUGGUGCUUAAAAGCUGUUCAGGAUGUUUGGUGAGGUGUAGGAUGUCUUGCCUAAACAGGGGGUUUUGUGGUUUGAUUGGAAUUUAGUGAAGCUGGUGGGCCUGGACAGCAGGUCUGCUCCGUGGGGAAGCCUUUGGCCGUCCAUGGAUGGUGGGAUGUGGGACAUGCUGGAGCUGCUCUGCUGGGAUCAGGGGCUGUCAGGUGAAGGUUGAAGGAUAAAAUGCAGUGACAAGUUCUGUGCAGGUCUCCAGGGGGUUCCUGCAGGAGGCUCUGUCUUGGAUCAGCCCCUGGGCACACGGAAUUCCACCUGGAGCGAGUAGCACCGACUGUGGAGGUAAGAACUGGUCCUGGCCAGGGAAGAACUCUUGGAAAUGGAACCAGAUCUUUCUCCACAGCCUAAUUUUAGUCAUAAGGGUACAACAGAGGAGCUGCAAAGCCACAGGGGUGGUACAUCCCUGCAAAUCUGUUCAGCAGCAGCAGCUCCUUUGGAAGUUCCCUGAUGGACCUGGUGCCAUCUGGAGCAGAAAAGUGAAGCUUUGGGUUUAGUGUCUCCUGGAUCUUGGUCUGAGGUGUGUUAUUCCUGCCUUUUUACCAAGAACAAACAGAAAGAAGGAGGAUCUGUUCACUGCAGAAGGGGGAUUGGUUUUGGGCUGAGCCAGAACCAGGCUCUGCCAGGUAAGAAAGCUGGGCAGGGCCCGUGUUCCUUCUUGGAUGUGUGUGUUAAAGGAUUUCCCUUUUGGAAUAGCGAGAUACCUGCUUCAUAAACAUUAUUUUUGGGGGAAAAAAACCCACCCUAAAACUGACUAGAAUUGCUUUUUUGUUUACCCCUCCCAAAAAACGUAGCAGAAGGUUUUGCCUGUGGAGCUGUUCCAGCUGCCUGACGAGAAGCACACCCUGAGAGCUGAAAACUUGGAGGUUUUUUUAGAUUCCUUGUGCCUGGAAUAGCCCUGCAUGGAGCACACGUGUGUCAUGCCUGACAGGAUGUGUCCAGGAUGGAGUCCUGGCUUCCAAAUUUGUAUAAAUACCCCUCAAAGCAGCCACUGCACUGCGCAGUCGCCACUUUUAAAUGUGUUUUGCACACCCUGGUGAGGUUUUUUGGGGGCUUUUCCUUUUCUUUUAGGACUCAAGUCAGUCAUGCCACAGCGUGGACUCGUUGAGUUGCCAAAGGGUAUUUUUAAAAGCAGCUUUGACAUUGUUGGAUGCCACAUCUCCUAAAAAAAAAAAAGGAAAAAAAAAAAGUCUUAAAUGUGUCUUUGAAUAGUUUUGUGUUCACGGAACAAAAGUUUGGACUCCUUUACUCGAAACACUUCUCUCCUGAGACCAGGCAUUGGCAGAAGGUUUUCAUCUCAAAUUGGUUGUGGCAGGGGGUGGAACAGGGUAAUGCUGAACCUUUUGGAGAACAGGGACCUUCAUGGAGACACUGAGAGACUCAGGAGGGGAGGCUGGAGGUGAUUUUGGAGCCCAUUUCAGCCCUUGAGCAGUACAUGCAGCAGUGCUGUACCAAUAACUGGAAGCUGUUGGUUUUUCUGUUUUUUUUUUUUUUAUUUUAACUUUUUAAUUUUUUGUUUUUCAGUUGGGGGUUAUUUUUUCAUGGGUUUUUGUUUUUAUUUUUUGAACACAGGAAGGCUUUGAGGGUGGCCUCUGCAUGGUUCCUAAGUGUGUGCUGUGUGCUGGGGUGGGGUGGGGUUACAAUACCUGGGUUUGCUCGAAGCUCCUUGAGAUGUGUUGUGGUUUGUUCUUUUCUUUUCUUUCUUUUUUUUUGGUUGUUGUUUUCUUUUUUUAUUUUUUUUUUUUUUUGGCUGGCAUGUCUUAAAUCUUCAGGCUUUGAAACUGCUUUCUAGAGUUGUGUUGACUUUUUGUUCUGCUGUUGUUCAGUUGCACAGAGUUCUCUAUAUAUGACGUGCUAGUUUUGACGUGGAUUCUCUGUGAGCAGGGUUGAGAUUAUUCCUUGUAGUUUAAAAAGAAACCAAGUUGUAUCCUAAAAAAAACUCCCCUUUUCAGAUCUUGUUUGUAUCCUGUUGCAGUGUUACCAGAUGGCCUUAUGUACGUCACAGUGUUUUGUGAUAAGUACAGUAGCACAUUUAAUGCUUAUUUCCCCUCUGUUUUUAUAGCUGAGAAGUGUAUUUGUAAUAACAGAGCCAAAUCAAUGGGAAAAUUCUAGGUAAGGGUGGUGGUUGUCUCCCCUAAUGGGUGUUGGGGCAGCUGGAAUUAAUCUGGGACUAAACCCUUAGACUGCCUUGGGAAUUCUGAGGCUCUUGGCAGAUGUGGAUCGUGUGCCAGGGGCUUGGAAAUCACAGCAGCUCCGUUGGCUCCACCACAACUGCUCCGACUUCCACGGGCUGGGAACCUGCUCUGGGGGCAGCUUUUGGGCUGGGAGAGUCAGGGGAGAGGGAAGUUGGAGUUAAUUUUUAGCAACUUAAGCACCCAAAGCUGCUGGGCGGUGGGAAGGUGGGCCAGUUUUGUCCUGUUUGAUUUCUGCAGCGCGGUUCUGUUCUGGGAAGUGACUUCCUGAUGCCUCCAGUGGUUUCUGUUCCGUGGUUGAAUUUUUCUUUUAGGCUGACCUGGGUUUUCUUUGCUGCCGAGUUUUGGGCUCCAGCAGCUCUGACAGCUCUGCUGGGAGCAGCCUCUGAGCAGGUUUCCCUGUCAGGUGACUCCCAACUCUGCCAUGGAUCCAGUUUUACCUUCCUGUGAUUUUAACGGGGGUAAAAAUGACGCUGGAAGCAGCAGAGAGAACAUUUUUCAGUGGCUCUUUUCCCUGAACAGAAUUGCAUUUAUUUUUUUUUUCCUAUAAAUAUAUAUAUAGUACCAAGUCUGGAGACAAAGCAAGUUAUGUUGUAGUGAGUGUCUCAACUUCCUACACUGGAGACUUUUCUAGACAUGAUCUUUUAGAGACAACUGUAACCUCACCCCUCUGUGGUCCUUGUUACAGUUGGGUGAACCUGCCUGGGACAGAAAAGCUUCUCAGUCUAACUUUCUUUUUUAAAUAAUACCUUAUAAUAAGAGUAUCUUAAUGCCAUUGUGUUAAAAAAAAAAAAUGCUGGUAUGUAAUGCAAGUACAUAAAUAGCCAAAGUUUUCAGUAAUUGUUCAGUGUUAACUAAAUUUUGCUUUUAUUUAACCUUCCAAGAUAACAUUUAGGAAGACCUUCAGCAUGUUGAUGUCACAAAAGUCUGAUCAGCUUGAUUAGAGCAGAACGUGGAGUUAUUGGAACACAUUUCAGGUUUGAGUACAAUUUGGAGGCAAAGUUUUUUAAGAUGCAAAACUUCCUUUGCACUGUAAUGACACUUCAAAUGCUGCUUUUACAGUGGCUCAUUGGUAAUUGUUAUUCAAACAUCGUGAAGGUCUUUCCUGAGAAAUCAGGUGACUUUUCUAUUGCUUCGAUUUUUGUGCAAAAAAAAGUUAAAAAUAAAAAAAAUCAAUGUAUUGCAAUCUUUUUUAAAAACGGGGUGGGAAUAGUUAAAGAAAACUAUUUUAUGUAAGAACUGACAGAGGGAUUUGCUUUGUAUAAUGCAAGCUGGCUUUAAAAAAAGCAUUGUAGCAAAAUUAUUCAAGUCAAUCAUAUGUUAAUAGUUAUGUGCAACCAGA
Lepidothrix coronata (blue-crowned manakin) is the source of this 10332-nucleotide messenger RNA. It is a transcript of the gene ELK4, whose product is annotated as ELK4, ETS transcription factor. Gene Ontology annotation, cellular component: nucleus. The transcript has 5 exons. The record is from RefSeq and is a predicted model, not a curated record. NCBI's taxonomy places the organism in Eukaryota, Metazoa, Chordata, Aves, Passeriformes, Pipridae. Gene Ontology annotation, biological process: regulation of transcription by RNA polymerase II; cell differentiation. Gene Ontology annotation, molecular function: DNA-binding transcription factor activity, RNA polymerase II-specific; sequence-specific DNA binding. Bases 1024 to 2361 code for a protein of 445 amino acids.